CUGUCUAGAUCCUGGCUCGAGAAGAUGGCGGCUGUGCAGCCCGUGUUGGUCUGCGGUCCCGGCUCCGAAUGCUGGGCAGUGCCGUGGUCUUCGGCUCGAGGUCCGGUACGGGACUUCAUCCGCUCUUACUGCCGGCACAGGGGUAUUCCAGUGGAUUGCUUCUAUGUGAAAUGUAAUGGACAACUAACUAACACUGAAGAUGUGGUUCAAUAUGGAGCAGUUUAUAGUUUGGAGCCCAGACUCUGUGGAGGAAAAGGAGGUUUUGGAUCUAUGCUUCGAGCACUUGGUGCUCAGAUAGAAAAGACAACUAAUCGAGAAGCAUGUCGAGAUCUCAGUGGAAGGAGACUUCGAGAUGUCAACCAUGAAAAGGCAAUGGCUGAAUGGGUAAAACAGCAAGCCGAGCGAGAAGCAGAAAAGGAGCAGAGACGCCUGGAAAGGCUGCAGCGGAAGCUGGUGGAGCCAAAGCACCACUUUACCAAUCCUGACUACCAGCAGCAGUGUCACGAGAUGGCCGAGCGAUUGGAGGAUUCCGUCCUCAAAGGUAUGCAAGCUGCCUCAAGCAAGAUGGUGUCACCCGAGAUUAAUGACAGUAGGAAACGAACUAAUGAACCUGAGAUAAGUGGUGGAAUCAAAUCAAAGAAAAGGAAAUGCUUUUGGAUGGGCAUGGAAGGAUUAGAAGAUGCUGGGAGUUCAGAUGAUGGGGAUAAUGAAGAAAUCCCCAGCACUUCAGGAAUGAGCUUCCACUCACCAAAUGGCCAUACUGAAAAUGUUGAUAAAUCAGCAGAAUUUUCCAGGAGUUGUAAGGAUUCUGUAGGUGUGAGUGUAUCAGAAAAGCCACAGGUACCUGCCAUUAACUCUGAGACUGUCACCCCAGUGGAAGGGUGUGGUGAGCUGGUCGAGAAGCCCACAGAGAAGCAGGUACUGGAGAAGACAGAAGAGAUGGAAGUGGAGAGAGAGAUCAAUGCAGAGAAGGAAGCAUGUGUGGCAGGAAAGGAAGAAGAAACAAAUACAGCACAAGACAAGGAAGAAGAAACCAAAGGAGCGCCUGAAGGAGUCGCAGAAAAGAUGCCACUUGAUAAACCGGAGGGAAGCCUGACAGGAAACAAAGAUCUUCAAGAACCUAUAGAUCUUCUGGCAUUCAACUCAGUUGAAGAAAUGGAAGUGUUGGGUUUGGAGAAGCUUAAAUUGGAACUAAUGGCACUGGGACUUAAGUGUGGAGGCACCUUACAGGAAAGAGCAGCAAGGCUCUUCUCUGUCAGAGGACUAGCAAAGGAACAGAUAGACCCUAGCUUAUUUGCCAAGCCCACUAAAGGGAAGAAGAAAAAAAAUCCAUAGAGGCUAAUUUCUUCUUGCUCUUUAUACCAGUAGUUUUCUUUCUCUGAAAAUGGUAACCUUUAUUGCUAUUUCUGCAAUUAUUGUUGUUUCAUUAAAACCAGACUUUUCAUUGAUUUUAGUGGUUUUAAAAUUAUAUUUAAAGAGGCACAACUCUAAAUUACAAUAAACAUGUUUUAUAAGUGAUACAAAAGGAGAAUUUUGUGUUGUAAAAGUCAUUACAACAUGUUAUGCUUUAGUUCUUCAUAAAGAAAAAAAAGCUGCUUUAUAUAAAAUUUUACAAAAAAAUACAGAAAUAAAAUUGUUUUAUAUUCAGAAUAUUUUUUUAGACAUUGAGAUGGUCUAGAAAUGGUUGGCAUGCCAAGUCAAAUCAACAGUGAGUCAUAUAAGUCCCUGCACUAUGCUCAGUGGUAGAAGUACAAACAAAGGUAGCUGGGGAGAUUUCUACACUGACCUGAUAUGUUAUCUUAAGAUAUUUGAAUAACUGUCAUUCUUUGUAGCUCCAGAGGGUGAUCUUAAGACCUAUGGAAGAUAGAAGUUAAAUGGAAGCAUAUUUUGGUUUAGUCUAAGAGAGCUAUGUUGCUUUAUCAACUGCCUUGCCUAGGAAUAAGUUCUCCAUCAUUCCUGAAGUAUUGAAUGAUUUAUCUGUCAGGUACGUUGCAAAUGGGGUUCCUGCUUCUUGUUGGAAGCUUAAAAUAGAUUAUUUCUGAGGACCUUUCUAGCUUUAAACCAGGAAAAUUUUGUUGUUUGCUUCAUUCUGCCUUCCCCCCAAAGAAUUGCUGGGGGAGCAGACUCAAAUGUUUGAGAAAAGGAGAGUGAGGGUGAUUCUUUUCAGAAAUGUUCCAUGUUAGGGGCAGCUAGGUGGCACAGUGGAUAGAGCACCAGCCCUGAUUCAGUAGGACCUGAGUUCAAAUGCAGCCUCAGACACUUAACACUUACUAGCUGUGUGACCCUGGGCAAGUCACUUAACCCCAAUUGCCUCACCAAAAAAAAAGAAAUUUUCCAUGUUAAUUUUCACCAGGGUCUUGCCCUUUAAUUAAAAACAAAAGAGAAAAACGUGCCCGAUUCCUUUGAGAACAAGAAGGUAUUCAGGAGGUGAAUGCUGUCAGAUUUACAAAAAUAAUUUGCAUUUUUAUUUGUGACUAACAAAAAUCAGGAGAAAUCAAUGGAAUUUAAAUUCCAAGUGUAUUCCUUCUAUGUGCAAAAUCAGUUGCCUUGAUACACAAUGAGCCUAUGCAAAGAAAAUUAUAAUUUUUAUGGAAAUGAAGAACCAAUUAAACAAGGGACAUUAUAUGCAUCAUGCCAGGUUGAUAAGUAUCAAAUUUUACCAAUAGUUUCAGUACCAGUCAAAAUGCUGACAGGUGAUUUGAUAGAAUGGGAUAAAACUAUAACAAUUUAUAAGGAAAAACAAAUUUAAAAUAUCAAGAGGAGCUCUGAAAACAGUGCCAAAAAGGGGACUUGUGCUCUUUCUCCACCCAAAAAAAUGUAUGGAUUGAAGAUUUCAUCAAUUCAUGCCAUUUAAAACCUAUUAGAUAAGUCUUAGUUGCCUGAGGCUUAGUCGGAUUAAAUAAUUGGCACAAACUGUUCCAGAAGCAGGAUUUGAAUUGGACUCUUCCUGAUUGUAUGUUCAGCCCUCUGUCAACUAGGCCACAUUGCCUCUCAAUUGCCAAAGAACUGUUUAUCAAACUAUCUAGUGCUUCAUUACAAAAGAUAGGAAAAUAGAUCAGUGGGAGAGAGGCAGCAGGGCAUAGUAAAUAAAGAGAUAGCCUUAAGACAGAAAAACCCGAGUGUAAAGUACCACCUCUUGAGUAGUGUGUACUGGCCAUGUGACCCUAAGCAAAUCGCAACCUCUCAGCUAUAGGCAGCUUUCUAAGACCAUAAAUUGAAGAGAAGGUGGCAACCUAAAUUGUUAGGGAGAGUUUCCUACUCUAAGAAUUCUCUAUCCCUAGAUAAGUGGGAUGAAUUUAGGGAAUCCAUUAAAACCAAAAUUAUUUCCAAAAACCCUAAAAUUGGGGAAAGAAAUUCAGUAAAAUUUGUUACAAAAAUAUGGAUAACACUGUAGCAAAAAAAAAUAAAUAAAAUUGACCUAUAUUGUACACCAUAAUAAAUUUCAAUUUGAUCAGUAAUCAGAUGUAACUUCCUACCCAGAGAGUUGGCAGAGUUAAAUACAACAAAAUUGUGUAUUAGCCAGGUUGUAAGAAAUAGGGACAGCUCUUGCCUUGAGGAACUGUGCUGUGAUGCAGUUUUCUGAAAGGUAAUCUUGACCAUAGACCGAUAGGUUACAAAACUGGUUCUACUAUUUGGCCUGGUGAUCCCAUUGCCAGAAUGAUUACCUCUCUAUGAAAAAAAAACAUUCACAGUAGCUUUAUUUGUGAUAAAAAAAAAAACAAAAACAAAAACAGACAAGUCCAGUGGUUGGGGAAAAUGGUUGUAGUGAAUUCAAUGUAUUAUCAUUAUUGCUCCAUAAAACAUGACAAACAUGGAAAAAUAUGUAAAAUAUUAUAAAGAAUCAGAACAACAGACCCUGAUAAUCACUACAUAUAUUUUGAAGGCAGAAAAUCUGAUAUGUACAUGGACAGAAAAGGACAUAGCAAAUAAGAUAAUUUGCCAGAGUGAUGUAGGGGGUAGGAUGUUGAAUUUUGAGUGAGAACACCUGGUUUGAAUCUCAAUUGGCAUCUGUGUGAUCAUGGCCAAGGCACUUAACUUAUCUGGGUUUCAGUUUCCUCAUCAGUAAACAGGAUUAGACUGGAUGACCACUGAGGUCCCUUGCAGCCCUACAUUUCACAUAUACAAGCUGUUCCCAAAGUCUUGGUGCUGUUUUAAGCUUUGAUAGGUUACACAUUCACUUUAAGGUUUAAUAGCUUAAAAAUCCACUAAGACUUUUGGAACACCCAGUGUAAUGAGGUGAGUGUGUCUCACAUAUGCACAUGUAGUAGAAUGUUGAGGGGGUGCUUUGAGCAGCAGCUGCUUCAAGGCUUAUUAGUGAUACUAUUUGCUGCAAAUCUUAAAGAAUGGUUGAGUUCUUGAUCUAGGCACUCUCUCCAGGGAUGCAGAUCUACUCCCUAGUAGAGAUUUUACCUCAGUGCUCAGAUCAACAAAUGUACUUACUGGGUACCUACUAUGUGUGAGGCGCUGAGAUACAAAGCACAAAACAACGAUCCCUGCCUUCUCUGAGCUUACAGGUUCACAAGUACUGCAAAAGGUAAAUUGAAGAGGAAGAGAGCAAUAACAACCAGGGUGGGGAGGCAGGGAAGGCUUCACUUAGGUGGGGACACCAGAGCUGAGCCUGGAAAGAAAAUAGGCAGAGCAAGUGAAUUCUAGACACAGGCCAGCUGAUCAUGACCCCUACUCCAGAGCCAGUGUCCCAAUGGCAUUGUCUUUUCUAUUUGUAUCUGAUCCAUAAAGGGAGCACUUAAUAAGGGCUUUUUUAUUAGUUAAUUGACAAGGAGGCAUUGCAGUAGGAUUUUAGUGGAAUUUGAAUAUUUUAAAAAUAAAUUUUAUUGAAAUUUUUUUAACAUCACCAAAUUUCUCCACUUCUCUUGUAGAAAGCCCCCCUAAAUAUUUUUUAAAGGAAAAAAAAUUUUUUUAACCAGCAAAACCAAUUAAUACAUAAAAAUCUAAAAAUACCUUGCUACCUCUGCAAAGGACUGGGCUAUGGAUAUCUUAUCUCUUCUUUGGAGCCAGGCCUUUUCUUUGUAAUUUUAUUUUUGUAAAUUUAAAAAAAAAUUCUACAAAUACAAAAUGAAAAAAAAACCACCCCAAACCUGUCGCCAUGUACACAGCAGGACAUAGGAGAGGAUUCAAUAUAAAACAAUAAAUUUCCAUUUCAAGAAAACCUAUAUAAUUACUACACAUUGUUUUUAAAUCUGCCUAGCUUUGCUUCCUUGUUGGUUUUCUUUUGUUCUCUGCUGUGUACUUUUUACUUUAUUAUCUUCCCCCCUCCCUCCCCACCCCAAAGAAGACUGCAAUUAAGCAUGGAUAUAUACAUGUACAUAGAUAUCUAUACACACACAUAUACACAUCUAUACUCAUACACGUAUAUGUAAGACUGUACUAUGCUUAUUUUCACUCAUCUGUUUCUCUGAUGGUGAACAGCAUCUUCUUUCGUAAGUCCAAGUCUUUCCAUACCUUUCCAAGUCAUCCAUCUCAUCAUCUAUAUCACAGCAUUAUUCUAACCCAAUCACAUCCUAUCUGAGAGAUUGUCCAUGAAAGUGUCUCCAGCUUGCUGCCUUCUUUCUAUUUUUGGCCUCGUAGGCUUUAUUCAUACAAUAAAAUUUUAAUUUAAAAUAGUCGAAAUUAUCCAUUUUAUACUUCAAUAAUGCUCUCACCUUAUAACGUAGUUUAAGGUCUGAUUCUGCUGAAACUAUGUCCUGUUUUUGGUAAUUUUGCAAUAUUUACUUUUGAUUAUUUCUCGAUCCUUUUCAUUUACAUUGUCAUAGUCAUUGUAUAUGUUUUCUUGACUCUGCUUCACUCUGCAUCAGAUCCUGUAAAUCUUUUCAUGCUUCUUUGUAUUUAUCAUAGUCAUCAUUUCUUACCACACAGCAAUAUUCCAUUACAUUCCAAUACCAUAGUUUGUGUAGCAGUUCCCCAGUCAGUGGGCAUCUACCUUGUUUCUACUUCUUUGCUACCAUAAAAAGUUUUGUUAUAAAUAUCCUGGUGUAUAUGGGGACUUUAAAAAUUAUUAUUAUCCAGAAUUUUAUUUUUUCCAA
This is a messenger RNA of Dromiciops gliroides (monito del monte), 6041 nucleotides long. RefSeq names its product SDE2 telomere maintenance homolog (gene SDE2). The record is from RefSeq and is a predicted model, not a curated record. Gene Ontology annotation, cellular component: nucleus. The coding region runs from base 25 to 1335 and encodes 436 amino acids. The transcript has 7 exons. NCBI's taxonomy places the organism in Eukaryota, Metazoa, Chordata, Mammalia, Microbiotheria, Microbiotheriidae.